GAUGAAAGAUUCUUCCUAUUUGUCAAUUGAAAGUUAUUAAUGAUUUGGGUAGUUGAAUAUGCUGUUUUUAAUACGGCAGGGUGGAAGAACAUAUAGGAGAGAUAUCAUCAUCUAUCAUGGAAGAGGGUAAUCGAGAACAUGCAGCAAAGACACCAUCCAUCAAUUCAAGCGGCGAUAGAAAAUGUGAAGGAGAUUGGAGUCAUUUUACAUUAGUCGAGGGUUCUACUGUGGAAAUCUUGGAAGAGGAUAAUCAAGAAUGUGCAGCAGAGACAUCAGCUAUCAUGCAAAAUGAUGACGGAGAACAUGAAGCUUAUAGGCCUUAUAAAUUUUCAAUUGGUCCGUGGUAUUUUCGUGAAACAGAGUUGUUGGACAUGGGACAAAAAUUGAAAGAGUCUUUUUUCGAAAGAUUCAUUAAUCGUUUCUCAGAUCCAGCAGCAACGAAGAGCCAGUUGGAAGUAGCUAUAAAGAAUGUGCGUGGCAAGAUUCGAAAAUGUUACGAGAGAAGGGAUGUACAUCAUGUUUAUUUUGACAAUAUAGCAUUUGAGAAAAUCUUGCUACUGGAUGGUUGCUUUAUUAUCGAGUUGUUUCGUAAGAAUUUGGUAGAGGUACCCGAAGGAGAAAAUGAGUCGCUACUUUUCUCAGGGGGUAUGAUGCAGGUCAUUUAUCACGACCUGUUAUUGCUAGAAAACCAAAUACCAUGGGUUGUGCUGGAGCUUUUGUUUGACACAACCAGUGAUGAUCCUAAACGCAUUAGUUUAACUUUGGUUGAGCUGGCUGUUAGAUUCUUUAGUUCUGCUAUUUCUCAUUAUGAACCUGGAGAACUACAAAGCAUUCAAAUAGGGCUUCAAUCUAGGAAUGACACAAAUUUUAUACAUUUGGUCGAUUUUGUGUGGCAUUUUUUGUGUUUCUCAUCAGAAAUGGGAAAAAUUAUUGAGUUGGGAUACAGGGAGUUCGAAGACAGGACCCUUAUUCCUUCUGUCACCAGACUUAAAGAGGCGGGAGUUAAAUUUCAAAAAGCUGAGUCAAGAAACAUCAUGGAUGUAAGAUUCAACAACGGUAUCCUUGAAAUCCCACCUUUGCUAAUUACUCCAUCAACAGAAACCAUCUUCAGGAAUCUCAUCAUCUUUGAGCAAUUGGUAUCAGAGCAUACCUUCUCUCACGAGAUCACUGAUCCUAUGGCUACUCGUGACGAAACUCCCAACUCAGCAGCAUCCAAACACUCGGCCGUAACCAUGCUUGAACCCAACAUCACCCGGAAUCCAAUUUCCUUUAACUCUGCAGCUUUUCCCGUCAAACUCACACCCAACAACUAUCUCUCUUGGAAAGCUCAGUUCGUGUCGCUUCUUGGAGGCUAUGAACUUGAUGGUUUCCUUGACGGAUCUCAUCCUUGUCCUGUAGCAACUGAGCCCACCUACAGUCUGUGGGCACGCCAGGAUCAGCUCCUCCGUCAUGCCUUAAUUACCUCUGUUUCAGAGAACAUCACUCCUUACAUAGCUGCCGCUGCCACUGCACAGCAAGCCUGGGAAACCUUAGCCAAACUUUAUGCCAAUUGCUCUCGCACACGGGUCAUAACACUCAAGGAACGGCUCCAAACCAUGAAACGUGAUGGUCGUCCAGUCUCUGAGUAUCUUCGCUCUUUGAAAACUGUGGCAGACGAGCUUGGCACCGUGGAUCGUCCACUUUCUGAUGAUGAUCUCACUGUUUAUAUACUCAAUGGACUAGGACCAGAGUUUCGGGAAAUUGCUACAUCCCUCCGGACUCGGGACUCAUCUCUUUCUUUUGAUGAUCUACAUGAUAGAUUAGUGGCCCAUGAAGAAAGUUUACGCCGAGACGAAGCUCGGAUUGACACCUCCCCGGUAACAGCUUACUUUGCUUCUAAUGCUAGAUUAACAUCAUCUACCUCUUCUAGUGCAGGCCCCUUUCCUACCUCUGGUCGACAAUCUCAAUGGCAUUCCCAACAACACCACGGACGGGGAAGUUCUAAUCAAUCCAAUAGGCCCAAUCAGCAUCGACGUCGUGGCCAAGGCCCACGGUUUCCAACUCGGCCCACUGGAUUCACUUGCCAAUUAUGCGGACAUGCUGGACAUUUGGCUCGAAAUUGCCCCAGUUUUCGGGUGCAGUCCAUUGGCCCAAUGGCUAAUUUUGCAUCCUCUUCACAUGGUUUUCUUGAUGAUUGUUUGUUGGACUCCGGUGCUAAUAAUCAUGUUACAACAGACUUGGCCAACUUAGCACUUCAUUCUGAAUACAAUGGUCCUGAUGAACUGCAAAUUGGUGAUGGAACAGGUUUGAAAAUCACACACGUGGGUCACUCCACCCUACACACACAAAAGUCCUCCUUACCUCUUCAUAAUGUCUUAUGUGUUCCAUCCGCCUCUCGAAAUUUAAUUUCUGUUUCUCAACUAUGCAAAACUGCUAAUGUUUAUGUUGAAUUUCACUCUAAUUAUUUUCUGGUGAAGGACUCUUGCACGAGGAAGAUACUGCUUCAAGGACCAAACAUUCAUGGGAUCUAUCAAAUUCAAGGAAAAAUUAGUCCUCAACCACAUGCCUUCAUAGGAGAACGCACUACCAUGGCGAAUUGGCAUUCUCGUCUAGGUCAUCCUUCCAUCAAGACCCUAAAAAAUGUUGUCACUUCCUUUAAUCUUCCUUUAUCUAAUAAAAUCAAUUUUUCUUCAUGUGAUUCUUGCUCAUGCUCUAAGAGCCAUAAAUUGCCUUUUUCUGAGUCAUCCAUCACCAGUACUACACCACUUGAACAUGUCUUUUCCGAUGUAUGGGGCCCUGCCCCUGUUACUUCAAUUGAUGGUUUUAAUUAUUAUGUGUUGUUUAUUGAUCAUUUUAGUCGAUAUAUUUGGCUUUACCCACUCAAACGCAAAUCUGAUGUCUUUUCGGUUUUCCAAAAAUUUAAAUUAUUGGUUGAAAAUCAAUUUGAUACAAAAAUCAAGAACCUCCAUACUGAUGGCGGGGGCGAAUAUGUGGCUCUUCGUCAUUUUUUAUCUCAACAUGGCAUCUCACAUUUUACUACCCCACCAUACACACCUGAACUUAAUGGCAUUAGCGAGCGUCGGAAUCGACAUAUAGUCGAAUCUGGCCUUGCUCUAUUGCACACUGCAUCUCUUCCUUCUAGUUUUUGGUCAUUUGCGUUUCUCACAGCCACUUACCUCAUUAACAGACUCCCUUCUCAAGCCAUUGCACAUAAAUCUCCUUUUGAAACAUUGUUUCGUCUUAAGCCAAAUUAUCAUAAACUUUGGGUUUUUGGUUGUCUUUGUUUUCCAUGGCUCCGACCCUAUAACUCCAACAAGCUUCAAUACCGCUCUCGCCCUUGUUUAUUUGUUGGAUACUCCUCCGAGAAUUUGAGUUACAAAUGCCUUGAUCUUUCUACAAAAAAAGUGUUUUAUUCUCGACAUGUUAUUUUUCAAGAGCACACCUUUCCUGCACCAUUUAAACACUCGUGUCUUCAACAACCUGAUUUCCGGUUGGAUAGCCUAGACGAUCUGCCAUCACCACCCGCUGUCUCUGCUGUGGCUCCUCAUGAAUCUUUGGUUCACGAAGCUGUACCUCCUGCAACAGUCCGCACCUCCCAACCUCCCUUUACCUCACCAACCCGCCCAGCCUCUGCUCCUCCACCCGAAUCCCAGCAGCCACACGCACCCACCUCCAUCGCUUCCCCACAUCUCCCUCCACACUCCUCUGAGCCUAUCAUUGAGCCCGUUCCCCAACCUCACCCGUUGCCACCUUCGGAGCCCAUUCGAACUCACCCCAUGCUUACCCGUUCUCAAAACAACAUCUUUAAGCCUAAAUUCAUCCACCAAGCCGUCUCCACCUCUCCUGUUCCCAUUUGUGAACCCACUUGUGUGACUCAAGCGCUGAAAGAUCCCAAUUGGCGGAAGGCUAUGUCUGAGGAAUUUAGUGCUUUGUGGGUGUUUCAUAUUAAACGCACCAAAGAUGGUAGCAUUGAACGCUAUAAAGCACGCCUUGUUGCCAAAGGCUUUCAUCAACGUCCAGGUUCGGAUUACUCUAAUACUUUUAGUCCGGUGAUUAAGCCAACUACCAUUCGUACUGUGUUGUCUAUUGCUGUUAGCAGGAAUUGGCCUAUUCGUCAAUUGGAUGUCAACAAUGCCUUUUUGCAUGGGCAUCUUGAGGAAAAAUUGUUCAUGGCACAACCAGUUGGCUUUGUUGAUCCUGCUCUUCCUCAUCACGUGUGCCGGUUGCGGAAAUCUAUUUAUGGGUUAAAACAGGCUCCACGGGUGUGGUUUCAGGAACUCAAGCAGUUUAUUAUCUCUCAAGGUUUCUCCCAUUCUCGCUCCGAUUCCUCUUUGUUUGUUUAUCACCGGAAUUCGACCUGGAUUUAUUUCCUUGUUUAUGUGGAUGACAUCCUCAUCACUGGUAGUGAUCCCUCUGCUGUGUCUUCUCUGAUAAAUUGCAUGAGUACCAGAUUCUCCAUUAAAGAUUUGGGUACUCUUAGCUAUUUUCUUGGCAUUGAAGCAGUUCCCACCAGUGUAGGACUCUUCCUCUCUCAACACAAGUAUGUUAAUGAUCUCUUCCAUCGUUUUCGGAUGCAUGAGGCUAAGCCGGUAGCCACGCCACUUGCUACUAAUACUGGUCCGCAGCUCCUCUCUGGCACUGCUCUUUCAGAUGGUUCCGAUUACCGGCGUCUUAUUGGUUCCCUCCAGUACCUCACUCUCACUCAACCUGACCUGUCAUUUGCUGUCAACAAAUUAGCUCAGUUUAUGCAUCGACCCACAGAGCUGCAUUGGCAGGCAGCAAAACGACUUCUGCGGUACUUGCGCGGUACUCUGUUUCACGGGUUGCUUCUUCGGCCUCAAUCUUCUCUCAACUUGCAUGCCUAUUCAGAUGCGGACUGGGCUGGAGAUCGGGAUACAAUGGUUAGCACCACUGGGUAUAUAGUUUUUCUUGGUCAGAAUCCGAUCUCUUGGCGAGCUGCAAAGCAAAAAGCUGUUGCUCGAAGCUCCACCGAGGCAGAAUAUCGUGCUCUCGCUGCUACAGCCUCUGAAGUUGUCUGGAUUCGACAUUUGCUUGGUGAACUUGGGAUCUCUUGCUCCCCUUCUUCCGCCAUCUUUUGUGACAACAUUGGCGCCACCUAUCUUAGCUUAAAUCCUGUUAUGCACUCGCGCAUGAAGCAUAUAGCUAUAGACUUGCAUUUUGUUCGGGAUUUAGUUGAUCAACGUGUUCUUCAUGUCUCCCACAUUGCGUCCCAAGAUCAGCUUGCUGAUGGGCUCACAAAGCCCCUCUCUUCCAUCCGGUUUUCUCACUUACGGUCCAAGAUCGGAGUUGCAAAUGGCACCACCGUCUUGCGGGGGCGUAUUAAGGAAAGUAAAUCACCUCCAUGAAUUGUUCCCCUACUUAGCUUUGCUGGAAGGCAGGUAAUUCCACCAACCCUAAACGUUUGUGGUCGAACUUCAAGGUCUUAAAGUUCUCCUUUUCCUAAGUUAGUCACGUGCUUAUGAGCUGUUAUCCAUGCCCUGGUCUUCUAUUUUUAUUUCACAUCUUCUUGUUUAUAAAUGAUGUUUUAGAAGGUUCUGUUUGGAAUUUCGUUUGAAAAGGAAAUUAAUUUUAGGAUGAAUUUGAGAUUGUCUUUUCUUUUUUUUUGGUGUUUAGUUUAGAUCUGUUUAAGUAGUUCUGGUUUUAGUUUUGUGCAAUUGAUAAAUUGAUUUUUCUUUU
Messenger RNA from Rubroshorea leprosula, 5676 nucleotides. Lineage: Eukaryota; Viridiplantae; Streptophyta; Magnoliopsida; Malvales; Dipterocarpaceae. The record is from the annotation of a GenBank genome assembly.